UCGGGAAAUGGAUAGAAAUUUAUACAUAUAUAUGCAACAGUGAUAGAGAUGGAGAGAGAGAGAGAGCCCAGCAAGCACAAAACAACAACCGUUGUCCAAGUCUAGAGAGAGAGAGGCACCAAAACAAGGAAAACAAAACAAAAGAAAACACUGGUACUUCCAAGUCUAGAGAGAGAGAGAGAGAGAAACAGAGAUUGUUGUUGAGUUUAGCUGCAAAAAGCUUAAAGAAAAAGAAAAGAAAAAGAGAAGAAAGAACAAACCCUAACUCUAAAGAAAUGUUUCAUUUUGAUGCUAUGAGCUGUGAUGACCAGUAAGGCUUGUGUGUUUCGUCCUCUUCAUCUUCACAAGUGAAACAAAUGCAAGUAAAGUUGACAUUUUUGUGGUAAUUUAUUGUGAAAUCAAGCUCCCUUCGUAAACUACUUUCAGGUUAUUACAUGUUUUGCUGCAUCUAUUGAACUCUUUUCCUUCAGUACAAGGAGCUGACAAUUAGGGUUUAAUUGUGGGGUUUGCUACAGCUACGAGCUCUGGUAUUCUCUUUUUAUUGGUUGUUUGUGAAUCUCCUUUGUUUAUUCGGCUUUUCGGUAAGUUGGGUGUGUGUUGUUUCGGGAAAGAAAUUUAACCAUCUUGAUGUUGAAGUACUUACCUGUAUUCGGUGAUUGUUGUGUGAUUGGGAGGAACUCUUAUUAGCUAAACUGGUCUGAAAAGGAAACAGUUUCUGGGUUGGGUUCUCUACAUUUCAUCAAAUUGUGGAAUAUUUGGGUCUCGUAGCAGCUUUCAAGGGAAGCUUGUGUUGGUCUUUGGAAAUUCUGUGCUGUUGCUUUAUUAUUUGACUGCUGCACUGGAGCGUUUAGGGGUACCGGGGACGAUGUCUUCGUUGAGUAGGGAACUGGUGUUUCUAAUCUUACAGUUCUUGGAUGAGGAGAAGUUCAAGGAUACAGUUCAUAAGUUAGAGCAAGAGUCUGGUUUUUUCUUCAAUAUGAAACAUUUUGAGGAUCAAGUUCAGGCUGGUGAAUGGGAUGAGGUUGAGCGAUAUUUGUGUGGGUUCACAAAGGUUGAAGACAAUCGCUACUCCAUGAAGAUUUUUUUUGAAAUUAGGAAGCAGAAAUAUUUAGAAGCUCUUGACAGACAGGAUCGGGCAAAAGCUGUUGAGAUUCUUUGCAAGGACCUUAAGGUUUUUGCAUCCUUCAAUGAAGAACUCUUCAAGGAGAUAACUCAGUUGCUUACUCUUGAUAAUUUUAGGCAAAAUGAGCAACUUUCCAAAUAUGGAGACACAAAAUCAGCCCGAAACAUCAUGCUUAUAGAACUUAAAAAGCUUAUUGAAGCAAACCCACUAUUUCGAGACAAGCUUACGUUCCCAGGCUUCAAAAGCUCGCGACUGAGAACUCUAAUAAACCAGAGUCUAAAUUGGCAACAUCAGCUUUGCAAGAAUCCUCGUCCAAAUCCUGACAUCAAAACACUAUUCACAGAUCAUUCUUGCACUCCAACAACUGCUAAUGGGGCUCGGCCUCCUCCUCCCACAAACAGCCCCAUUGUGGGACCAAUUCCCAAGGCUGGUGCAUUUCCUCCAAUUGGUGCCCAUGGUCCAUUUCAGCCAGUUGUUUCCCCAUCUCCUGGUGCUAUUGCUGGUUGGAUGUCAGGCAAUAAUCCGUCUUUGCCUCAUCCUGCUGUAGCAGCAGCGCCUCCUGGUCUUGUGCAGCCUAGUGCAGCUGCCUUCUUGAAACACCCAAGGACACCACCAGGUAUGACUGGGAUUGAUUAUCAAUCAGUUGACUCGGAGCACAUGAUGAAGCGUAUGCGAACCGGCCAAUCUGAUGAGGUGUCCUUUUCUGGUGUAGCACAUACUCCCAAUAUCUAUUCACAGGAUGACCUUCCCAAAACUGUGGUGCGGUCCCUUAAUCAAGGAUCUAGUGUUAUGAGCAUGGACUUCCAUCCGCAGCAACAAACCAUCUUGCUAGUUGGGACAAAUGUUGGUGACAUUAGCCUUUGGGAAGUUGGCUCCCGGGAAAGGUUGGCACAUAAACCCUUCAAAGUAUGGGAUCUCUCAGUUGCUUCAAUGCCAUUGCAGCAGACAGCAUUGUUGAAUGAUGCUGCCAUAUCGGUGAAUAGAUGUGUCUGGGGGCCAGAUGGACUUAUGCUUGGGGUUGCGUUUUCAAAACAUUUAGUGCAGAUUUAUACUUACAAUCCAACUGGAGAACUGAGACAGCAUUUAGAGAUUGAUGCCCACGUUGGUGGAGUUAAUGAUAUUGCAUUUGCUCAUCCCAAUAAGCAAUUAUGCAUCGUAACAUGUGGUGAUGACAAGAUGAUCAAGGUUUGGGAUGCUGUAGCUGGACGCAGACAAUAUACAUUUGAAGGCCAUGAAGCUCCUGUGUAUUCUGUUUGCCCUCAUCACAAAGAAAAUAUCCAGUUCAUUUUUUCUACAGCAAUUGACGGGAAGAUUAAAGCUUGGCUAUAUGAUUCUGUGGGAUCUAGAGUGGAUUAUGAUGCUCCUGGACUUUGGUGUACCAUGAUGGCAUACAGUGCUGAUGGGACUAGGCUUUUUUCAUGUGGAACAAGUAAAGAAGGUGAAUCUCAUCUAGUUGAGUGGAAUGAGAGUGAAGGAACUAUCAAACGGACGUUUUCUGGUUUUAGAAAGCGCUCUUCAGGUGUUGUUCAGUUUGACACAACAAGAAGCCGCUUUUUAGCUGCUGGUGAUGAAUUUCUGAUUAAGUUUUGGGAAAUGGAUAAUAUCAACAUGUUGGCAGCAGUUGAUGCAGAUGGGGGCUUACCUGCAAGUCCUAGACUGAGAUUCAACAAGGAAGGUUCUUUGUUGGCAGUUACAACUAGUGAUAAUGGUAUCAAAAUUUUAGCUAACAAUGAUGGACUGCGCCUGAUAAGGAUGUUGGAUAGCAGGGCUGCUGAUAAAAACUGUAGCCCAUCUGAACCUAUUAACUCUAAGCCACUGAUUCUCAACGCACUUGGACCUGUUUCUUCUGGAAUUGCUCCUGUACUAGAACGCUCAGAUAGAAUCCCACCUGCUAUGUCCAUUAGCAACCUUGGUACAACGGACAGCAGUAGGCUUAUUGAUGUUAAACCACGUAUUUCGGAUGAAUUAGACAAGAUGAGGAGCUGGAAAAUUCCUGACAUUGUUGAUCCAUCUCAAUUGAAAGCUCUGCGUUUGCCUGAUCCUGUAGCUACUGGCAAGGUUGUGCGGCUGAUUUACACAAACUCUGGCUUGGCGCUGUUGGCCCUUGCCUCUAACGCUGUUCAUAAACUUUGGAAAUGGCAGCGCAGUGACAGGAAUCAAUCUGGAAAGGCUACUGCAUAUGUUGCACCACAGUUGUGGCAACCUCCCAGUGGAACUCUUAUGAAUAAUGACAUAAGUGAUACUAAACCAGCUGAGGAAUCUGCCGCAUGCAUUGCUUUAUCUAAAAAUGAUUCUUAUGUCAUGUCUGCGUCUGGUGGGAAGGUAUCUUUGUUUAACAUGAUGACAUUCAAGGUCAUGACGACAUUUAUGUCCCCACCUCCUGCUGCCACAUUUUUGGCAUUCCAUCCUCAGGAUAAUAAUAUUAUUGCUGUUGGCAUGGAAGAUUCUUCAGUGCAAAUUUAUAAUGUCAGAGUUGAUGAGGUUAAAACAAAGCUUAAGGGUCACCAAAAUCGCAUAACAGGACUUGCUUUUUCCCAAAGUUUAAAUGUACUGGUGUCUUCUGGUGCUGAUGCACAGCUAUGUGUGUGGAGCAUUGAUGGAUGGGAGAAAAGGAAAUCAAGAUUUAUACAGGCACCACCGGGUCGCCAAUCCCCAUUGAUUGGCGAAACUAGAGUCCAAUUUCACAAUGAUCAAACACAUCUAUUGGUUGUCCAUGAAACCCAAGUUGCCAUUUAUGAUAGCAAACUUGAAUGCUUGCGAUCAUGGUAUCCAAAGGACACGCUUACUGCCCCCAUUUCAAGUGCAAUAUAUUCGAGUGAUGGUUUGCUGGUAUAUACGGGUUUUUGUGAUGGAGCUGUUGGAGUUUUUGAUGCAGAUGGCUUGAGGGUGAGGUGCCGAAUAGCACCUUCUGCUUACAUACCUCCAUCUGUGGCAGGCAACAAUGCAUAUCCUUUGGUGAUAGCAGCUCAUCCAUCUGAGCCCAAUCAGAUUGCACUUGGCAUGAGUGACGGUGCAGUGCAUGUGGUUGAACCUUCUGAUGUGGAGCUCAAGUGGGGUGGGCCAUCCUCUCAAGACAAUGGGUCCCUCCCUUCUAAUUCAUCAAAUCCUCCUAUGAGUGGUCAACAAUCAGAGCUUCCUUCCAGGUGAUGGGGGCAUAGCUAAGCAGCUGCUAUACAGCCUAAGUUGUGCACUUACACAAGUUUUACUGAUUAUCCCUACUUUUUGCUCUGAUCAAUUGCUUUAAAUUAUGGCCUGUUAUUUAUAUUCAUUGUAAAUCUCUCUCUCUCUCGCUCUCUCUCUCUCCAUAUAUAUAUUAUCUCUUAUGGGGGCCAUUUUGCUUCUUUGGAUGUUUUAAGGAAAUUGUAUAAUUUUGUUCCACUAAUGCUGUAAGAAUAGAGGCUAAUUUCUGCAUUUCAUCAGCACUGCAAGAGGUUUACUGGACGUAUGUAUAGACGUUUUCCUUCAGACGAAUUACUUGAUAGACGGUUACCUGGUGGCUUGUUAUCAGAUGAUGGGGGCUUGUGCUCUGUUCAUCAUUAAUAGACCACUAGUACUACUGUAUUUUGUGA
This is a messenger RNA of Manihot esculenta (cassava), 4692 nucleotides long. RefSeq names its product protein TOPLESS-RELATED PROTEIN 2. The transcript has 25 exons. The coding region runs from base 866 to 4270 and encodes 1134 amino acids. Gene Ontology annotation, molecular function: protein binding. The record is from RefSeq and is a predicted model, not a curated record. Gene Ontology annotation, biological process: regulation of DNA-templated transcription. NCBI's taxonomy places the organism in Eukaryota, Viridiplantae, Streptophyta, Magnoliopsida, Malpighiales, Euphorbiaceae.